Phragmites australis (common reed) is the source of this 965-nucleotide messenger RNA. RefSeq lists its product as uncharacterized. The coding region runs from base 263 to 682 and encodes 139 amino acids. The transcript has 2 exons. NCBI's taxonomy places the organism in Eukaryota, Viridiplantae, Streptophyta, Magnoliopsida, Poales, Poaceae. The record is from RefSeq and is a predicted model, not a curated record.
GCAAGCUGAAGAUAAGAACGUAUUCCCCAAUGAUGAAACCUUUUUCACCUUUCGGAAAGGAGGAGAAAUGGAUAAAGUAGCCCCGUCCGAUUGGCUCGGAUAAUGAUAACGCCCGAUUUAACAACUCCGCCGCAUCGUUAGUGGCCUCCUCGAUCAAGCCCCUUUAAAUCCUCCCCCAUCUAGGAUUUGGCCACCCCCCACCUCCGCUUCCUGUGAUCCUGUUCCUAUCUCUAUCCUUCGCGUUUGUUUGCGCUUCGUCUCCAUGGCGACGGCGGGGAAGCGCAAGCCGGUGUUCGUCAAGGUGGACCAGCUCAAGCCCGGCACGGCCGGCCACACGCUCGUCGCCAAGGUGCUCAGCUCCAAGACCGUCCUCCAGAAGGGCCGCCCCGGCGCCGCCGCCGCCGGCCCAGCUACGCGGUCCACGAGGAUCGCCGAGUGCCUUGUCGGCGACGAGACCGGUUGCGUCCUCUUCACCGCCCGCGACGAGCAGGUUGACUUGUUGAAGCCUGACAGCACCGUUAUUAUCCGCAACGCAAAGAUUGACAUGUUCAAAGGUUCAAUGAGGCUUGCUGUGGACAAAUGGGGUCGCAUCCAAGUAACUGAACCAGCAAGCUUCAGUGUGAAGGAGGACAACAAUCUCUCACUUGUGGAGUAUGAGCUUGUCCACGUUGCUGAAGCGUGAAGAUCUUGUUGAUCUCGUUUGUUAACCAAGACGCCUAUUGUUAAAAAAUUCUACUUGUUGCAUCAUCAAGAAUGAGAACUCAGAAGAUGAAGGAGCUUACAAAGUAGAUUGGAGCUGUUGGGUUGAACUAGUGCAAGUUCCUUCUUAUCAUGCAUUUAUGUCUAUCAAUAGAUAAUAGUUGCUGCAGCAUCGUGGUUGCAAGAACAGACGUGAUGUGGUGAGCAAUUUGUACUCUGAUUCAUCUUUGAGCCCUACUAAAUGGAUGGUUGCAUUGGAGGAGAAA